Messenger RNA from Vicugna pacos (alpaca), 969 nucleotides. Its product is annotated as olfactory receptor 8J3-like. The record is from RefSeq and is a predicted model, not a curated record. Gene Ontology annotation, molecular function: olfactory receptor activity; G protein-coupled receptor activity. Gene Ontology annotation, biological process: G protein-coupled receptor signaling pathway. Gene Ontology annotation, cellular component: membrane. NCBI's taxonomy places the organism in Eukaryota, Metazoa, Chordata, Mammalia, Artiodactyla, Camelidae.
AUGGCUCCUAGGAAUUUCAGCUGAGUCACUGAGUUUAUUCUCACGGGAAUCUCAGACCGUCCAGACCUCCAGAUCCCACUCUUCUCUGUGUUCCUGGGUGUCUACGGGCUGACCGUGGCAGGGAACCUGACCAUCAUCACUCUCACCAGUGUUGACUCUCGACUUCAGACCCCCAUGUAUUUCUUCCUCCAACAGCUGGCCACCAUCAACCUUGGGAAUUCUACAGUCAUUGCCCCUAAGAUGCUGAUCAAUUUUUUAGUAAAGAAGCACACCACCUCCUACUAUGAAUGUGCCACCCAGCUGGGAGGGUUCCUGGUUUUCAUUGUAGCUGAGGUUUUCAUGUUGGCUGUGAUGGCCUAUGAUCGCUACAUGGCCAUUUGUAACCCCCUGCUCUACGUGGUGGUGGUAUCUCGGCGGGUCUGCCUUCUGCUGGUUUCCCUCACGUACCUCUACAGCUUCUCUACUGCUGUUGUAGCUUCAUCCUGUGUAUUCUCUGUGUCUUAUUGCUCUUCCAAUGUAAUCAAUCAUUUUUUCUGUGAUAUUGCCCCUCUGUUAGCAUUAUCUUGCUCUGAUACUUACUUUGCAGAAACAGUGGUAUUUAUAUCUGCUUCUACCAAUUUGGUUUUUUCCAUGGUUAUAGUUAUCAUAUCUUAUUUCAACAUCGUUUUGUCCAUCCUAAGGAUACGUUCAUCAGAGGGAAGGAAGAAAGCCUUUUCCACGUGUGCUUCACAUAUGGUGGCCGUGUCAGUUUUCUAUGGGACGAUGUUAUUCAUGUAUUUACAGCCUCAAACUAACCAUUCUAUGGACACUGAUAAAAUGGCUUCUGUGUUUUAUACACUGGUGAUUCCCAUGCUGAAUCCCAUGAUCUACAGCCUGAGAAACAAGGAUGUGAAGGCUGCCUUAAAGAGACUUCUGACAAAUUCAUGCUGUUCUUUAAGUAAAUGUCAUCUUGGCACUAUAGGUAAAUGA